Messenger RNA from Pseudophryne corroboree (corroboree frog), 3515 nucleotides. RefSeq names its product zinc finger protein ZFP2-like. The coding region runs from base 236 to 2662 and encodes 808 amino acids. Gene Ontology annotation, molecular function: DNA-binding transcription factor activity, RNA polymerase II-specific; RNA polymerase II cis-regulatory region sequence-specific DNA binding. NCBI's taxonomy places the organism in Eukaryota, Metazoa, Chordata, Amphibia, Anura, Myobatrachidae. The record is from RefSeq and is a predicted model, not a curated record. Gene Ontology annotation, biological process: regulation of DNA-templated transcription. The transcript is spliced from 5 exons.
UACACAAUAGUGAAGAAGACAUCUGGUGAGUGUGAGACACCCAGCAGCCAUCCCCGUGUGUCAGGAGGACUAAGCAGGACGUAGAGCCCCAUCACAGUGCCUCCACCUCACUCACUGAUACAUGAGAGACACAAUGACUAGAAGAUCCUGGAACUCACCAACAAGAUCAUUCAGCUGCUGACUGGAGAGGGAGGAGGAGUGUAUAGAGGAACACAGGGGUCUGUACAAGGACGUGAUGAUGGAGAAUCACCGGCCCCUCACAUCUCUGGAUGGACCCAUUAACAGAGAUACCCCAGAGAGAUGUCCCCGUCCUCUGUAUUCCCAGGAUUGUACAGAGGAGAAUCACGGGAUCCCACAGGAGGAUCAGGUAGAACGUCUGUCUGAUAUUAAAAUAGAAGAUAUAGAGGGAGAAGAAGAGACGUAUGUGACUGAUAUAAAGGCAGAAGAUAUAGAGGGAGAAGAAGAGACAUAUGUGACUGAUAUAAAGGCAGAAGAUAUAGAGGGAAGAGAAGAGACGUAUGUGACUGAUAUAAAGGCAGAAGAUAUGGAGGGAGAAGAAGAGACGUAUGUGACUGAUAUAAAGGCAGAAGAUACAGAGGGAGAAGAAGAGACGUAUGUGACUGAUAUGAAGGCAGAAGAUAUAGAGGGAGAAGAAGAGACGUAUGUGACUGAUAUAAAGGCAGAAGAUAUAGAGGGAGAAGAAGAUACGUAUGUGACUGAUAUGAAGGCAGAAGAUAUAAAGGGAGAAGAAGAGACGUAUGUGACUGAUAUAAAGGCAGAAGAUAUAGAGGGAGAAGAAGAGACGUAUGUGACUGAUAUAAAGGCAGAAGAUAUAGAGAGAGAAGAAGAGACGUAUGUGACUGAUAUAAAGGCAGAAGAUAUAGAGGGAGAAGAAGAGACGUUUGUUACUGAUAUAAAGGCAGAAGAUACAGAGGAAGAAGAAGAGACGUAUGUGACUGAUAUAAAGGCAGAAGAUAUAAAGAGAGAAGAAGAAACGUAUGUGACUGAUAUAAAUGCAGAAGAUAUAGAGGGAGAAGAAGAGACGUAUGUGACUGAUAUGAAGGCAGAAGAUACAGAGGGAGAAGAAGAGACGUAUGUGUCUGAUAUAAAGACAGAAGAUACAGAGGGAGAAGAAGAGACGUAUGUGACUGAUAUAAAGGCAGAAGAUACAGAGGGAGAAGAAGAGACGUAUGUGAGGGGUGAUCAGCAGUGUAAGGAGGAGGAAAUCCCUACAGAUAUCAGCACAGCAGAUGGACACACAAGCAGGAAUAUCUCAGAAGGACAUCUAAUUUUAUCCCCGGAUUGUGACAUAAAAGAUAAUGACAGUAGACAGGAUUCUCCAGGAGAUAACCCUAUUACCCCAAUUGUAUAUCCAGCUCUAUCAGCUGAUCCCUCUGAUCCUGGGAAAUGUUCUCCUGAUCACACUGAUAUUGGUGCAUCUGUUACAGCACUGACAGUAGAUACAGUGUUUCCCUGUUCUAUAGAUGCCAAAUGUUUUACACAAAACACAAAGCCUAUUACCCAUCAGACAGGUAAGGCAGGUGAGAGGCCAUUUCCAUGUUCUAAGUGUGGGAAAUGUUUUGCUCAGAAAUUAUCUCUUGUUAUACAUGAGAGAAGUCACACAGGUGAGAAGCCAUUUUCAUGUUCUGAGUGUGGGAAAUGUUUUACAUCCAAAUCAUAUUUUGUUAUACAUCAGAAAACUCACAUAGGUGAGAGUCCAUUUACAUGUUCUGAGUGUGGGAAAUGUUUUACACGUAAAUCACAUCUUGUUCAACAUGAGAGAAGUCACACCGGUGAGAAGCCAUUUUCAUGUUCUGAGUGUGGGAAAUGUUUUACACGGAAAUCACAUCUUGUUCAACAUGAGAGAAGUCACACCGGAGAGAAGCCAUUUUCAUGUUCUGAAUGUGGAAAACGUUUUUCACACAAGUCUUGUCUUGUUAUACAUGAGAGAAAUCACACCGGAGAGGGGCCAAUUUCAUGUUCUGAGUGUGGGAAAUGUUUUGCACAGAAAUCAACUCUUGUUAGACAUGAGAGAAGUCACACCGGAGAGAAGCCAUUUACAUGUUCUGAGUGUGGGAAAUGUUUUUCACUAAAAUCAAAUCUUGUUCAACAUGAAAGAAGUCACACUGGAGAGAAGCCAUUUUCUUGUUCUGAGUGUGGAAAAGGUUUUUCACACAAGUCAUAUCUUGUUAUACAUGAGAGAAGUCACACCGGAGAGAAGCCAUUUUCAUGUUCUGAGUGUGGAAAAGGUUUUUCACACAAGUCAUAUCUUGUUAUACAUGAGAGAAGUCACACAGGUGAGAAGCCAUUUGCAUGUUCUGAGUGUGGAAAAGGUUUUUCACACAAGUCCUAUCUUGUUAGACAUGAAAGAAGUCACACAAGUGAGAAGCCAUUUUCAUGUUCUGAGUGUGGCAAAUGUUUUAUACGGAAAUCACAUCUUGUUAGACAUGAGAGAAGUCACACAGGUGAGAAGCCAUUUUCAUGUACUGAGUGUGGGAAAGGGUUUAUACAGAAAUCACAUCUUGUUAGACAUGAGAGAAGUCACACUGGAGAGAAGCCAUUUUCAUGUUCUGAGUGUGGGAAAGGUUUUAUACGGAAAUCACAUCUUGUUCAACAUGAGAGAACUCACACAGGUGUGAAGCCAUUUGCAUGCUCUGAGUGAUUAAUAAAUCAGCUCUUGUUGGACAGAGUAGACAUCACACAGGUGGUGAACCAUUUUAAUCUUCUGGAUAUACUCAUCUUCACCAUUUCCCUGCAAUGUUCCUUCAGGUUUUAUCUUAUGUCCUGUGUUUUUUUUACAAUAUACAUGCUGCUACUGGGUGAAAUAAUAAGACGUCAUGUCCUCCUUUACCUCUGCUAUGCAGAUAACCUGUCUUUGCUCCGGGUACUGAAAACAAUACCAAUACUAAAUGUCUAGCUGAGCUCCAGAUGUGGGUGAUGCAAGUUGGCCAUGACUCAGUCCUAGUGAAACAGGUCCAUAUGCUAAUGCAUGCCGACUCGCCUGUCUUCUGAUUACUUCCACUCCUAUCCAAGAUUUUUCACGUGCUGCUCCCUUUCUCUGGAAUUCCCUACCUCUCCCCAUCAGACUCUCCACCUCUCUACAAAACUUCAAACGGGCUCUUAAGACCCAUUUCUUUACCAAACCCAGCCAACUGUCAUCCUAACCCUCUGUUCCACGCUCUCUAUGUACCCCAUCUGUGUCACCCCUGUCUGUCUAUCCCUCCCCUUAGAAUGUAAGCUCUCACAAGCAGGGCCCUCUUCCCCCAUGUGCUUAUCCUUUUCUUACUUUAAUAAUCCUCAACUGCCCAAAUCCUGCAGUUUUUUGGCCAUCCUGGAACUUAUCUCUAUGUCAUUUACUGGUGUAGUUAUGCUUAGUUACCCUGUACUUGUCCUAUAUUGUCUUCAACUGUAAGUCACUGUUUUCCUGUUUUGAUUAUGUGCACAUGUACUCUGUAAUUGGGUGCUGCGGAACCCUUGUGAUGCCAUAUAAAUAAAGGAUAAUAAUAAUAAUGUAG